AUGAUUUCGUCAAUGCUUUGUGGACUUGCUUUUUUGCACGAAGAAAUACCAAAUGGAUCUGAUCCUAAGCCAACAAUUGUACAUAGAGACUUGAAAAGUAAAAAUAUUCUUGUUAGAGAUGAUUUGACUACUUGUAUUACUGACUUUGGGUUAGCACUUAAAUGUGAAUCUUCAAAAACUAUUUCGCCUGGACAAAAUCUUUUACAGGUUGGUACUCGUCGCUAUAUGUCCCCAGAAGUUUUGGAAGGAGCUACAGAAUUUACAAGUUUUGCUUUCCAACAAAUAGAUGUUUAUGCCGCUGCUUUGGUAAUCUGGGAAAUAUUAUCAAGGACUUGUAUUAAUGAAGAAAAUAAGGAAGAAAAUGUUGAAAAUAAAGUAACCGAGAAUUGUGAAAAUAUUCGUUUAACAUCAACACCUCCACCAUUUAUGCUUCCUUACGAAGCUGAAAUUGGUACAAACCCUUCUCUCAGCCAAAUAAGGGAACAUGUAGCUUUGCGUAAAUGUAGACCUCGUGUUAGACCAGCAUUAAUGGACAAUGAAAUUUCGACUUGUAUUGUAAGGACAAUGUCAGAGAUGUGGGACCAUGAACCGGUACUCUAUUGA
Messenger RNA from Meloidogyne enterolobii, 603 nucleotides. The record is from the annotation of a GenBank genome assembly. Lineage: Eukaryota; Metazoa; Nematoda; Chromadorea; Rhabditida; Meloidogynidae.